AUGAAGGUAUUGAAUUUGCUUGGCGCAGUUAUCUUCGCUACUUGUGUGGUAGCAGGAUCCCCACGAGCCAAUGGGCAAGAUAAGAACAGAGUUGAAAAGAGAGAAAGAUGGGAUAUGGAUAGAAUUAACUCCCUUGCGUGUGAUAUGAACGGUACUGUGGUAUCAGACAAGCGUCGUCAUUGUAAGGACUGA
Penicillium robsamsonii is the source of this 192-nucleotide messenger RNA. RefSeq lists its product as uncharacterized. The transcript is spliced from 3 exons. The coding region runs from base 1 to 192 and encodes 63 amino acids. NCBI's taxonomy places the organism in Eukaryota, Fungi, Ascomycota, Eurotiomycetes, Eurotiales, Aspergillaceae. The record is from RefSeq and is a predicted model, not a curated record.